Messenger RNA from Caenorhabditis briggsae, 381 nucleotides. Gene Ontology annotation, cellular component: membrane. Gene Ontology annotation, molecular function: transmembrane receptor protein serine/threonine kinase activity. Bases 1 to 381 code for a protein of 126 amino acids. The transcript has 4 exons. The record is from RefSeq and is a predicted model, not a curated record. Lineage: Eukaryota; Metazoa; Nematoda; Chromadorea; Rhabditida; Rhabditidae.
AUGCCACAAUUGUCCAGAUGUCUCCUAUUGCUAAUUCUUGUUGGUUUUCUCACUGCUGCACAGUUUUCUCGAAGAAAUAGUGGUCUUGUAAGAUGUCACAAAGAAAUCGGAAGUUCUGUCAGUUCUUGCGAAGGCAAGUAUUGCUACAAAAUGCACACACCAGACGACUCAACUCGAGAUGGAAUUGUGAAAAAAGGAUGCAUGAAUGCUGCUGAUGCUCAGACAGAAGUCGGAAAAUGUACGAGACGGCCUUUGGAAGAGGGUGGAGCUGAAUUAAUGUGUGUAUGCAACGAAAGGGAUUUCUGUAAUUCGUCCACUAUUCCCUCAACAUUUCUCAUUGUUCUUAUUAGUAGCUGUUUCUUCCUUAUUUUCCUUCUCUAA